AUGAAUUAUUCUACGGAAAGAUCAAUGUGGGCAUCGUCCCGAGUCGCAGCUGCAAAGCAGGGGGCUGGCACCCUUAGCUCUCACGCAAACAGCCCUUCCUCCUCACUCAACUCUCAUCCUGCUCGCGGCACUGCUGCCAGCAAUUCCCGUACUCAUCUCUCCGGCUCAUCCACCUCAGCCUGGGCCUCGCCUGCAUCGCAACCAUCGUCUGCAUUGCCUAACUUAUCAAUGCCUGCUGCGAAUGGACAAGGUGCUGCAUCUCGAUCUUCUCCGUAUUCCGCAAAUGCCUCCAAUGCCUCGCGAUAUGCCCCUGGUAACCGCCAGACCUCGAGCGCACAUGGCACCUCUCUCCUAGAGGCACCAGCGCCAAGGCAAAGGGACCUCACCCGACAGCUGGGAGGCUCCCUGGACCCAAUGUCCCUGAUUGCCAGCCCCAGCCGAGGCAUCCAGUCCGCCCACUCUACAUCCCUCGGAGCAUCCAGUGAACAGGACCUCACCAACCACCAGACCCAGGAGAACUUUAGAGGCUACGUCUCCCGCAGGAUCGCAGCUCACUGCCAGAGAUUCCCAACCCUGACUUUGGCCGAGAUCGCUCGGAAGAUCGCAGUGCCCGGAGAUGCGGCCGAAGAAGCGGAUGCCAAGAGGAGAGAAGAGAUUGACAUGGCCAGAGUGAGCCUAGAGGAGAUCUUGCUGCUUGUGAGGAAGCUACGUGAGGGAGUCAUGGCCAGCCAUCGCAUGGAUGCUGCCACUAUUGAGGUCUACCAGCUAUCGCUGUUCCUUUCUGUGCACACACUUAAUUCCGGACAACUCUCGUCCACCAUCAAUCGUCUCGUACUAGACUUAUUCCCCAACAUCCCCUGCAAAUCAUCUACCACAUCCACCUGGCCCGGAAACGUAUUCGCAGACUUCACCAGCACACCCGAGGGCAGCAAGGAAGACGCUUUUGUUGCUCAGCUGCGCCAUUUUGCAGAGGACACCCCGGCCACACGAGCACACCACGCAUCUCUGCUCCUCCUCUCACACACCUGCCUGGGCUCCGGUGGCAAGAGUGGCAUGGGUGGCUUUGGCUCCGCCGGUGGACUGCAAGACAACUUCUUCACUCUAAAGCACAAGGUUCUCGCCGCUCUUGGUUUGUCCCUCGAGGAUACGCCCAAUGCAGACAUUGUGUUUGCAGAGCAGGCAGAUCGAGCACUCCGGACGGGAGAUGUACUUCUCUUCCGCAAACUUCUUAGUCACAGACGUGCAUCGGUCUGGCAGAAGUUGCUCCUGGAGCAGGCUGUACCCAAGAUGAGGGCACAGGCUUGGACGCAGCUGAAGAAGGCGUACAUGAGCGUGCCACUGCCGCUCUCCCUCUCGUCGCAGCAGCAAGAUGGAGAACCCCAGGGAGAACAGUGGCUCGAGGAAGUCCUCUUGAUCGACACACACCUGGUGCCCGUAUCAAACGCUACCGCCAGCUCUUCAAAGACAGCUCCGCAGGCAGCUCCCACCAAAAAGAGCCAGACCAAAAUCCUAGACUCCUGGGACGAAGCAGACCUCAGCCAGCUCGACCUCGCCUCUGCAUCCGCACCUGCCACUCCUGCUCAAGAAGAAGAGAGGAGAACUCGCAUCGCCCGUCUCGCUGGUGCCUUUACACAUCACGCUCUACCUUCUUCACAGCAGCAGCAGCAGCAGCAGCAAGCAAGCAAAGGAGAGCAUCACACCACUACCACCACCGCCACUCUUGCGCAAGCUCUAGCGCCUUGGAAGGAGAGGCUGGUCUUGACAAAAGAAGGGGAGAGGGUGUGCGCUAUUAAACUGCGUUGA
Microstroma glucosiphilum is the source of this 1803-nucleotide messenger RNA. RefSeq lists its product as hypothetical. NCBI's taxonomy places the organism in Eukaryota, Fungi, Basidiomycota, Exobasidiomycetes, Microstromatales, Microstromataceae. The transcript has 2 exons. Bases 1 to 1803 code for a protein of 600 amino acids. The record is from RefSeq and is a predicted model, not a curated record.